AUGGCCAAGUAUUGUUUAAAAAAAGCAAGUAAAAGAGUGUCAUGCGCUAAAAGGUAUAAAAUCGAAAAGAAAGUGAGGCAACAUAAUAAGAAACAAGCAAGAGAAGCUAAGAAAUCAGGUUUGAAGAAGAGAGCUGAGAAGAUAAUACCUGUGCCCAACUCAUGUCCAUUCAAAGAAGACAUUUUGAUUGAGGCUGAGAAGACUAGGGAACGCAUAAAAGCACAAAAUGAAGCUAAAAAAGAAGCGUUAAAAGCUCUACAAGUUUUGAAAAAGUCUAAACCUUUGGAUAUUGCUAGUUUAGCAGCCAAGGCUACCAAACAAGGGGAAGAAUUUGAGAUCAGACGCAAAUCAGAUUUCAAAAUUAACACUAUGGAUGAUAGAACUAUCCGCGCAUAUGCUAGUGAAGUUCGAAAGACCAUUGAGAUCGCUGAUGUCAUUAUACAAGUGUUAGACGCUCGUGAUCCUCUUGGAAGUAGAAGUCAAUCUGUUGAAGAGCAAGUAAUCAAGGGAGGAAAACGUUUGGUUUUCUUACUCAAUAAGAUCGAUCUUGUGCCGAAAGAGAAUGUAUCCAAGUGGUUAGCAUAUUUCCGCGGAAUGUUCCCUACAAUUGCCUUCAAAGCUAGUACCCAAGAUCAGAAAAAGAAUUUGGGGCGAUUCAAUAGUUCCAAUUUGAGUAAUUCCGGGACAUCUAAAUGUAUUGGAGCGGAUUUGGUUAUGAAGUUACUCGGAAACUACUGCAGAAACAAAGAUAUCAAAACGAGUAUCAGAGUUGGAGUUGUCGGUUUCCCUAAUGUUGGUAAGAGUAGUGUUAUUAACAGUCUGAAGAGAACUCGCGCUUGUAAUGUGGGAGCUACUCCUGGAAUUACAAAAGAACUUCAAGAGAUAGAGCUUGAUAAGAACAUUCGCUUGUUAGAUUCUCCCGGAGUGGUUCUCAUUAGCAACAAAGACUUGGAUCCCGUGGAAGUUGCCUUGAGAAAUGCUGUCAAGAUUGAUAGUCUCUUGGAUCCCGUAGCCCCUGUUCAUGCCAUUCUUCGUAGAUGUAGUAAAGACACUCUGAUGUUGCAUUUUGGAAUCGCCACCUUCACCUCUGUGGAUCAGUUCUUAGCGUUACUUGCUCGCAAACUGGGAAAGUUAAAAAGAGGAGCUAGACCAGACACAAACGCAGCUGCAAAACACGUUCUCAACCAUUGGAAUACGGGAAAGCUGAGAUACUUCACUCAUCCUCCUGAAACAUCUAACAAGAAUGACAACCAACACAUUUCUACCGAAAUUGUUUCGACAUUCAGCAAAGAGUUCGACAUUGACUCAUUGUUCCAAGAACAGAACGAAAUCAUUCAGAGUUUACCUGAAUUCAAGGAUGACAGUCCUGAUUUUACUAUGGAAGGAGGUGAAGCUGAAGAAGAUGACGAUGAGGAAGAUGAAGAGAAUGAAAUGGAAGUAGAUGGAGAAAAAGGCACAACUGUUGUAACUAGUGGUAAGAGGAAGAAGAAGGAAGAGGAUAAGGAAGAGAAGGCUAUAUCUGAUCCCACAAAUCUGAAAAUUGAUGGAAAUGUUCAACUGAACAGAUUUAUCAAGAAGGCAGUCAAAGGACAGAAGAAGAAACAAAAGAAACUUGCACGAAAAGCCGAUGGUCUAGCAGAUUACAUGGAGGGCUUGGAAACAAUGUAA
Molecule: messenger RNA, 1668 nt
Organism: Auanema sp. JU1783
Lineage: Eukaryota; Metazoa; Nematoda; Chromadorea; Rhabditida; Rhabditidae
Source: the annotation of a GenBank genome assembly